Ochotona princeps (American pika) is the source of this 4513-nucleotide messenger RNA. RefSeq names its product RNA binding fox-1 homolog 1 (gene RBFOX1). Lineage: Eukaryota; Metazoa; Chordata; Mammalia; Lagomorpha; Ochotonidae. Gene Ontology annotation, molecular function: mRNA binding. The transcript is spliced from 14 exons. Gene Ontology annotation, cellular component: nucleus; cytoplasm. Bases 612 to 1799 code for a protein of 395 amino acids. Gene Ontology annotation, biological process: regulation of alternative mRNA splicing, via spliceosome; nervous system development. The record is from RefSeq and is a predicted model, not a curated record.
CUGAGGAAAACUGGAACGAGAGACAGAGACAGGCAGACAGAAUGGGCGAAACAUCUUUUCAGUUUCUUUUUGAAACUCAGUGCCCAGCACUGCUGGCAUGAACUAGUCAGCUUGAGUUUGAAGGAUCAGCCGAUUACCAUAUCUGUUUCUGUCUCUCAGUAUUUGCUCUUCCUGCAGAUCCCAGGCAGACACACCCCUUGCCACUGAGCCGAAUUCAACGGACACGUCCGUGUCUCGUAACCUGGUUGUCUCUGUUGUUGGGUUCCUUCGUUCUCCCACUGCCUCCGAGAACAAAAUGCACAAGCAGUCUUUGGUUAGUCAUGUUAGGCGAGCUGUGCCCAAAAUAGCACCUUCCAUUUUGGUAGCUUCAACUUUGCAGCUGCCGUGUCUCUUGGUCGUCUGGGAAGAAAACUUUCACAUUAAGAGUUGCUGAUGUGGAAUUUCUUUCUCUCCCCGUUCGCCUUGAUGAGCGUUUGGCUCCUGACACAAGCGACUUGGCUCUCAGCUCCACAGUUCGGAACAAGUUGGGUCUAUAGAUUUUUUUUUCCCUCCUCUCCUCUCUCUCCGUUGAUGUGUUGAUCGGCGGAGGGAACCGUUCCUUCACUGAAAGCAUGUUGGCGUCUCAAGGAGUUCUCGUGCAUCCCUAUGGCGUGCCCAUGAUUCUGCCAGCAGCCCCCUACUUUCCCGGACUGAUUCAGGGUAACCAGGAAGCAGCAGCUGCCCCUGACACAAUGGCUCAGCCUUACGCGUCGGCCCAGUUCGCUCCCCCUCAGAACGGCAUCCCCGCGGAAUACACGGCCCCGCACCCGCACCCCGCGCCUGAGUACACCGGCCAGACCACCGUCCCCGAGCACACGUUAAACCUGUACCCUCCCGCCCAGACGCACUCGGAGCAGAGCGCCACGGACACCAGCGCGCAGACCGUCUCCGGCACCGCCACACAGACAGAUGAGGCAGCACCCACGGAUGGCCAGCCCCAGCCCCAGCCUUCAGAAAACACGGAGAACAAGUCCCAGCCCAAGCGGCUGCAUGUCUCGAACAUCCCCUUCCGGUUCCGGGAUCCAGACCUCCGACAAAUGUUUGGUCAAUUUGGUAAAAUCUUAGAUGUUGAAAUUAUUUUUAAUGAGCGAGGCUCAAAGGGAUUUGGUUUCGUAACUUUCGAAAAUAGUGCCGAUGCGGACAGGGCGAGGGAGAAAUUACACGGCACCGUGGUAGAGGGCCGUAAAAUCGAGGUCAAUAAUGCCACAGCACGUGUAAUGACAAAUAAGAAGACCGUCAACCCUUACACAAAUGGCUGGAAAUUGAAUCCAGUUGUGGGUGCAGUCUACAGUCCCGAGUUCUAUGCAGGCACCGUGCUGUUGUGCCAGGCAAACCAGGAGGGAUCCUCCAUGUACAGUGCCCCCAGUUCACUUGUAUAUACUUCUGCAAUGCCCGGCUUCCCAUAUCCAGCCGCCACUGCCGCGGCCGCCUACCGAGGGGCGCAUCUACGAGGCCGUGGGCGCACCGUGUACAACACCUUCAGGGCCGCAGCACCUCCGCCUCCGAUCCCGGCCUACGGCGGAGUAGUGUAUCAAGAGCCUGUGUAUGGCAAUAAAUUGCUGCAGGGUGGUUACGCCGCGUACCGCUACGCCCAGCCUACCCCAGCCACUGCCGCUGCCUACAGUGACAGAAAUCAGUUCGUCUUCGUUGCAGCAGAUGAAAUUUCUUGUAACACCUCUGCAGUUACGGACGAGUUUAUGCUGCCGACCCCUACCACCACACACUUGCUCCAGCCCCCACCUACGGCGUUGGUGCCAUGAAUGCUUUUGCACCCUUGACUGAUGCCAAGACUAGGAGCCAUGCUGAUGAUGUGGGUCUCGUUCUUUCUUCAUUGCAGGCUAGUAUAUACCGAGGGGGAUACAACCGUUUUGCUCCAUACUAAAUGACAAAACCAUAAAAUCCUUCCAAUGUUGGGAGAAAGGAAGCUUUCCGAGGCCUGAGUAUUGCAAUACAUGCAGUAGUGCAUCAUUUUAGCAACUCUAAAAAUAAUAAAGAUAAAAAGAGGAAAAAAUUACAUUUUUUAUCUUAUACCUCAGAUAUUUUGUUCUGUGUAUUUUAAUAUUGUGGGUCUUUCAUUUCUGAAGGUUCCGUAGUUUGGUCGCUGGCUGUAGGAGUUUCUGUGGUUGCACUAGAAAGAUGAUAGACAUGAAUAGAAACCAGUUAAUGGCCAUAUCCAGAGUGCUGUGUGAUGUAAGUGAAUUCUGUAUGCCGAGAAGGAAGCUGCCGGGGUUAUCAGCUGCUGGGAAGAGUGUGACACUGGUCGUCGUUUCCUUUUUUCCCUGCAUCUGCUUGAUUUUAUUUUGAGAAAGGGGAGACUGGGAGGGGCUUAGGGGACUGGGGUUUGACUAAAAGAAAAAAAAUAUAUCUAUAUAGUAACUGAUGAAUCUAAACGACCCACUGCACCCACAAUCAUAUCAAUGGUUCUAAGUUACUCAUUGCCAGUUCAAGCCAAAGGUUAUGUUGUUCAGGGGUGCUCCUGGUACCACCUGUGUGUCAGAGCUGAAUGAAGCUGUACAAAGCCACCCUUUAAACCAUUCCACCCCGCACUAUUCAGCUUCUUAACCAGCCGCUAGUUAGUUAGGCAAUAACUACUAGUUAGGCCACCGACAAGCAUUCUUUUUAUAUUUCUUCCAGUAUAAGAAAUUAUUGAUAUCAUUGCUGACUUUUAUAUUAUGGGAGGGAAAAAUAACAUUAAUAAAAAGGUGAUAAAAAGCACUGUUUCUAUUUUUUUCUUUUUUUCCAAAAAAAGAAAGUAAAUAAAAACUUAAAUUCUUUGUACCAGUUAAAAAAAUGUAUAAAAUUUACAUCUGUGCAGUGGAGUUGUUAAGUUCUAGAACCAGGCUAUGGAGCUUUAGUUUUAGCCUAGUAGAACCGUUAGAGACAGACGUAUCAUUUUUAUGGAAUUACAUGAUAAUCAUAUUCGGAUUUAUAGAAGCAUUUUACAAGUAUUGCAGUCAUUGAGUAGAGAUAAUCACGGUAUUUUCGUCAGCUUGGUACUUUUUGAAACCUGACCACAUUGUGUGAGCAAUCUGCAAUUUUUCAGCCCAUGAAAGCCUGCCCUUCCACGUCUCUCCCCGGCCCCUCCAAAGGCCUCUUCUCCCUGCCGUCUCUUUAGUUCCAGCUCCACGGCCAGGACACUUGUCAGAAGAAAGCAAAGCCAAAACCACAAAAGUAGAUCCACCCUCUUGACUCCCAGAGAACCGGGUAUCCCCCCUACCUCCCUUCCCGGACGCGGGGCCAGAGCGACACAGCCGAAAAAUUGCAGUUUGUCUUCCCUCUUGUGUUUCAACUCUUCCCAUGUUGUCCUGUUUCCAAGUAAACCUAAGUUGGGGUAUCUGUCACGGGUCUUCCCGGUUUUUUUGUAUUUAAAUACAGUACAGCAGCAAGCUGUCCCCGAGUAGUCCUGCUGCCAUGGUGGCACCCUCCCGCGCUGGGCGGGCUCUAUGGCACGCACCUUAGUAAGUUACCCACACCGCUGUGGACCUGCCAAUCCGCUGUAACAACUCUGCUUUCAAACAAAACCAAACAAAACUCAAAAAAAAAAAAUAGUGUUUGUGAUCCAGCUUUCUCUUGUCAUCCUAUGUGCAUGCCGUAAGAUCAGUUGGAUAUUAAACCAUCAAUAAAGUUUCACAAGAUUUGAAAACAAAGUUUCUGUAGCUUCGAUGUCUAAGACAGAUUAUAGUUACCGUGCAAAGAAAGGGGCGGGGGAAGGGCUCAGAGCAGCCAAAAGCAUGUCUGUUGUUCCUGUGCACCAGACGGCCCUGGGGGGAGGGUCAGAGGCCAAGGGGUAUUCUCUUUCCCCUCCCUGGAAAAUAAUGUGAUGACCACGGGUGCCUGGUUGAUGUUGUUAAAGGAAACAAUUUCUUCAAAUGCUAAGGCAUCCUGCCCCACUGGGGAGGGAGUGCGUGGGACCUGGGGGCGGAGGAGCCUGGACUUCUCCUCUUGCCUCAGAUCUCCGAAAAGCAGACUUUGCAUUGUGUUUGGAAUCACAAACAUAGAAUCCUUACUGUGUUAGUUCCAGUACAACUCCUUUGCAGCUUUGAUUUUCAUCAAUGAACUGUAUUUUUCCCCAUGAUUGUACGUAGUUUUACUAAAAAAUCAUUUAGACAAGUGGGUGCCAACUGAUGUCACAGACUCUUUUUGUCUAGGCACUCUGUCAGGAUGCCAUAAGUCAUUUUAACAUGUAUGUCAGAUGUAAACAAACAUUUUGGAUUUUUUUAAACAAGUAUUUAUUUGGAAUGUUUUCAUUUAUCUGAAUAACUAUUGCUAUUACGAAUUAUGGAAAAAAGAUUACUAUCAUGUGUGCAUAUAGUGACUCCUUAACACACACCACGCGAUCUGCAAACCCAGAAAACGUGUAUAUCUGUCUUUAGAAAUUAGUGUUUAUAUCACUUACAGUGGUUUGUGAAUAAAGAAAAAAACUGGUUUGUAAUAUCAAAAAAAAAAAAAUAAAUAAAAGCUUAGUCUGAAAAGG